Molecule: messenger RNA, 2560 nt
Organism: Cariama cristata (Red-legged seriema)
Lineage: Eukaryota; Metazoa; Chordata; Aves; Cariamiformes; Cariamidae
Product: codanin-1-like
Exons: 16
Biological process (GO): chromatin organization
Cellular component (GO): nucleus
Source: RefSeq, a predicted model, not a curated record
GAGAACCACAUCCAUGACAAGCUGGUAUCUCUUAGUUUGCUUCAGAAAGACUUUGUGCCUUUUCUGCUAAAUUUUUUAAGGGAGCAGACCAGCCAGAUCCUGACUAAUGGACCCUCUACGCCUGCUAAAACUCCUAAUUCCAAGGCCCAUGGGAGCCAAAGGACAGGAUCGGAAAGGAGGGCAGGCCACACAACCAGCAGUCGAGUGCAGCUCUUUUCCCAAAGGACUUCGGUGACCACCUGCACUGCAGAUACCAGCUUUUCUCCUGCUGCGGCAUCCAGCAGCUCUUCCUUUUCUGGGUCAAACCUGUCUAGCCCUUGUGGUGACUUCCCUAGCACAGUCUCAAGUAGCAGCCCAAGCUUUGGGUAUAGCCCUGUGCUUAACCACGGUGAGAAGCGGUCAUCUCAGAAGGCCAGCUUGGGGAGCUUCCUUACAGCCACACCUGAAGCCCUGCCAGCAAGACGAGGCCGAAGGAAAGGCAACAGCUCAGUCGGUGCCUCUGGCCGGCAGGUACCUCGGGAUCUGGGGCGUUCCCUUGCCGAAGAGGAAGAUGGAAAGAAUGACAACGUAUCGUGGAGUGGAGGGAGAAGGAAGCGGAGUGAAGUGCCUCUUGUUUCUGCCAGAUCCUCACCCGGCCAGCUAAAUCUUAACAACUUGGAGGAGUUUCCACCCAUGGGUGCUGCCUCUGGCUGGACAAACAAAAGCAAACCAUCAAGGCGAAUCAACCCAACUCCUGUAAGUGCUGAGCGCCCCCUCUCAAAACCAAAGAUGUGCUUCACUUCUACGCCUGUCAGCCAGUCUCCAGCUGCUCGGUUUUCAUCUGGGUCAAGCCUUGAGGCCUUUACUGCUGUCCAGGAAGGAAACCUAACACCUGUGAUAAGCAACAGCCUUCAAGAGGAGAGGGAAAUGCUGAAGAAAGAACGAUGCAAAUUGCUGCACCAGGCGUCCUCUCCUGCAGGGAUGUCUCUUGAUCCUGGUACUCCUACUAAGCCUAGCUACACUCGCAGUGCUAGCCUUCCUGCUACCUGUGCAAAUCCUACUAAGGUUUCCUGCAAGAAACAGUUGGAGUGUCUGGCACAGCUCUAUUCAUCGUGUAUAGCAGAAAACCUGGUACCAAAUAUUUUUCUGGAGCUCUUUUUUGUUCUGCAGCUGUUGACAUCUAAAGGCACUUCUACUGCAGAAGAUGACGAUAGUGACCUUGAAGUCAAGGAAAGAAGUAAAGAUGCAUCAGGGAGACAGCAUUUCCGAAGUGUGCAUAAUUGUGUUUAUUUUGCUGUUCAAGUCUUGGAUUAUCAGUAUGAAAUUAUUUGCCGUUUAGAAAAGGGGAUGCUGAAGCUUUUGGCUGAAAAUGAACGGAUUGCAUCUUUUUCUCCCACCUUGCACGAGAGGCUCAGGCAGGCUUAUGAAAGCAGCACAGCCAAGGUGUCUCUCCUGCUGCCAUGCUCUGUACAGUCUGUUUCUUUCCAGCCAGAAACUGACAAUCGCUCUAACUUUCCCAGUGACAGAGCAUUUCACAUAUUUAAGAAGCAAAGGGAUAUAUUUUAUGAACUGCUGCGAGAAUGGGAGGAUAACCAUGAAAAAACUGGCUGGGACUUUGAAAGAGUUCUGGGCAACAAGAUCAGGGCCAUGAUGGCUCACCUGUCUGCAACCUGCAACCACAGCCAUUUUGCCAGGCUCUUUCAGAAACAGCUUAUCCAGAUGUGUAAAGGUCCUAUUGGUGGUGGCACAAGCUGGGGAGACACCCCAGACCAGGAUGUCCUUAAUAUGCUGGGUUCUGAUAAUCUGAGCCGUUUGAAGAGGCUGCAGGAAAGAUUUGUUGUUCCUCAGAGCAUCAGAGGACCUUGUCCACCCCCUUCAUUCCCAGGGUGCCAGCAGUUCUUCAGGGACUUCAUCCUCAGCGCAGGAAGUUACCAGUUCAAUCAGCACCUGAUGGAUAGUCUGUGCCUGAAGAUACUGGAGCUGAAUGGCCUUACUCUGGUGGAGCAUGAGCACAGCGAUGGGGAAGCAGAUAUGGAUGAACAGGAUGAAAAGAAGCGUUUCACUGUGGUCCUGUUAAGCCUACGACUCCUCGGCAAAUUCCUGGGGUUUCUUGUUUUCUUGCCGUAUCGCGCUGUGGAGCAACCAACUAGAGACUUGCAAGACUCUGCAGUAGCGUUAAGAAACCAGACCCUGCCUGUUCUGGAUGUACUGAAGCUUCUGAGACAAUCUAUUCGGGAUCAACGUUCUAUCCUCACUAUUCCUUGGAUUGUAGAGUACCUUUCCCUUGUGGAUCAUGUUGCUCCUUUCCUUGAUUACUACAGGAAAGUAUUUUGUCUCUUGCUGCAGAUAUACAGGUUAAUGGUUCUUUCUGAAGAUAAGGAGAUGAGUUUCCUGAACAAGCUGCUGAUCCUUGCAGUUCUGGGAUGGCUUUUUCAGGUUCCAUCAGUCCCUGAAGAGUUGUUUUUUACCACCGAUGUCAGGCAGGAGGGAUUAAUGAUGGAUACUGUGACAUCUGCCCAGGCUUUGGACUGUGUACCCUUGGUGGAUCAGCAGUUACUUUAUACCUGCUGUCCGUAUCUUG